AUAAGCUCAUGUCGAUCCCCAGAGUUUGGGUUCUGGUGGGAGAACAUCACGAUGAAUCAAACUUCUGGCCGUGUGAUACAGUGUCUCACUGGGACAGGGGCGGACACGCCGUCAUGGAAACUUAACCCCGCUCGGCCCGGAGGGGGCACACGUCUCCGCCCGGCUCCCGGACGUCUUUCCGCAUCCUGUUCAGCCUCCCGCCGCCGUGUACCUGCGGGUAGAGGCUCACUUUGUCGUAACUUUGCUCUUUUACUUUGACGUCGGGAUUCCUUUUGUCCACCAUGUCCCACCGCUCGCCUCGGAGCGCGCUCCUCGGUGGACUGUGCGUGCUGGCCGCCCUGUUGCUCUGCGUGUCGGCUGAGAAAGACUCCGAGAGUCGCUACGGUUCCAUCCGCGAGUUCCGGGCAACCCUGGCUGAGCUGGCCGGGGAAGGAAGGACCUACCUGGGCAGGCUGGCCGGGGAGCAGACGGUGCUGUCGGUGCAGAAGGCCUUCUCUCAGGUGCUCGCCGCCGUGGCAGGAGGUCUGUCCGCCGGCCUCAACGUGCUCUCCCAGAACGUCUCCCACUUCCUGCAGGCUGCUGGCUUCCACGCGUCCCUUCCCAUCAGCGAGGUGACCCCAGACGGGGUGGUCUUCGUUGCCCAGUGGGUCCUGGCGGCUUUCAUUGGCUACUGGCUGAUCUCCCUCGUCUUCAGAUUGGUCGCCUCCACUCUGAGGCGGGCUUUGUGGCUGCUGAAAGUGGGCGUGGCUCUGGUCUGUUUCGGGUUGAUCCUCAGCGACCACAGCGUGGGCAGUGACACCAUGGCGGCGCGGCUGGCCGCGCUGGUGUGUGUCUGCGUGCUGCUGGGCGUCGGCGCCACGAAGAGCUCCGAUGCCGCGGACCAGACGGCUCGGCUGGAGGAACAGGUGAAGAUGCUGGAGACGCGGCUUCGAGAGCUGGAGAAGCGUAGGAGGACUUAGGAGUGAUGGAGGGACAGAGAGAAUCCCAAUGUGGGUCUUCCCUCCUGACGCCACUUUGAGGGCUUCUUGAACUUCAAUUCAGAAAUGUUUCCACAUUUUUAGAUUUUCUAGAACUUGUUUGAAAAGUAUUCCAUGACUCAUGAUUUGAUACUGACAGUUCCUAAGAAUGGGACAUGUGUGACGGAAAGGCUUUGAUGUCCAAAGAUCUGACCGUCUUUAUAAUGCAUUAAAGAAAUAUUUUAGGAAAUAAAUCAUCUCACACUCGG
This is a messenger RNA of Pungitius pungitius (ninespine stickleback), 1225 nucleotides long. RefSeq names its product transmembrane protein 109 (gene tmem109). The transcript has 3 exons. Gene Ontology annotation, biological process: intrinsic apoptotic signaling pathway in response to DNA damage by p53 class mediator; cellular response to gamma radiation. Lineage: Eukaryota; Metazoa; Chordata; Actinopteri; Perciformes; Gasterosteidae. The record is from RefSeq and is a predicted model, not a curated record. The coding region runs from base 282 to 959 and encodes 225 amino acids.